Messenger RNA from Spodoptera exigua (beet armyworm), 2347 nucleotides. The record is from the annotation of a GenBank genome assembly. NCBI's taxonomy places the organism in Eukaryota, Metazoa, Arthropoda, Insecta, Lepidoptera, Noctuidae.
GUGGAAGUCAAGCGGAAAUGUAUCAAAACAUCGAAGUGUCAACAAAAACUUUUGGCGGUUUACAGGCAGAAAAGUUUUUAUAUUUUAAUCUAAUUUGUGUCUCACUAUAUUAAUUAUGGAUAUCAGCUAUGAAACUAUGUCGACAAAGCAGUGCUUCAAAUGUAACGAAGAAGCUCUUCUCAACCUAAACAUAUUGUAUGAUUCACCGAGCAAUACAACAAUAUUAUGGAACCAAUUUCAAAUAUUCGUUUAUAGAAACCAAAAAUUCGAGAACCCUGUGAUAAAAUUGAAUUCCAAAUUUGAAAUACAGGACUUGGUGGUCUGGGAGAACUAUUUGACAUGCUUAGAUACCUGCGGCGGAAUCCAUACAAUUAGCAUAAACACUGAAUCCAAAAAAUAUUUUUCCAUAAGUGGUGCUUCAAAUUUUAUAGUGGCCAUAUCACUCAUUGAGAAUAACAUAGCUUUAUGUUUGAAAUACCACUCAAAUUCAUAUUUUCUAUGCUUACAUAUGAUUGCGAAAAAUUUGGAGCUACAGAAUCAAGUAGAACUGUUGCACAGUGAUGCAUUACCAGCUUUACAAACACUUGACAAAUAUGUUUUAGAAUAUGUUAAUCUUCAGUCUAUAAACAAUGAUCAUUUGGAAACUUUGCAAAACAUUUUUGAUACAGAGUAUGUAAAAGUCACAAAGAUGUUUAAGUUGAUAGUAUUAUCUUUUGAUAAAUUAAAUGUUUAUUGUUGUAUAAUAACUUGUGAAAAGUUUCAAUCUGAAGCUAAAUUGGUAAAACUAUAUUCAUGUCCUUCUGAGAUUUCUAACAUAAACAUUAUUGAAUCAGAAAUGAAAGUUGUAAUUACUCUUGCAAUAGGCACAGUUAUUAUUCUAUCCUGGACUGAUCUUAAGACACCUAAAAUAAUUCAUUUGAACAUAGCUAUACACAAAUCCUUAGUUUACAAGGAUUCUAUUAUCUACACUGAUGGCAAAUCUCUCUGGAGAGCAGACAAUAUACUGUCCCAGGACAUUAAACUCAAGCAAUUCUUUGUCAAACAAGUGAAAGAUUUCAUACUGGAGGGAAAUCAGAUUAUUUGUACCACAUUUACAAAUUUAUUAUACACAUUCUAUUUAGACCAUCCAGAGUCUUAUUUAAAGGAUGAGUCCAUUGAGUAUUGUUCUGCAGAGAGGCUGUUGAACACUAAUGCUGAUUAUGUGAAGAAAAUUCUGGAUGAAGUCAGUAAGAAUGAUGUGAUAGCUAAAAAACUGACUACAGAAAGAGAUUACAUUACUGCAUUGUCACUCUCUAACAGACAAGAUGUAAUGGAUAGCAUUAUAAGCCACAAAGUUAUUGUUUACGACAACUAUGAAGAUGCAAUCACAGAAAAUAAAAAAGCCAUCUUAACAAGUAACUUCAGUGAAUAUUUUGAAGAAGAAGCAUUCUUCUUUUUAAUAAAAAUUUCAACGACAACAGAGCAUAAACUGGGAAAUAUAUUAUCCAAUGUUAUUGGAGAUCUAAGACUCCACAUAACACUGUCUACAACUACUAAAGUAAUUAAAACUAUAAGUAUAAAAGUUACAGAAAUCAAGAAAUUAAGUUUCUUAAUACCAUUGAAGAGUAAAGUUAUUGAUUUCACUGAAAUGAAUGUGAAUAUUAAAAUUAUGUCCACAAUACCAGGAGCUUUGGAUGCUAAACAGAAGACAUUUACUAUAUUGUACAGAAAACAUGUAAUAUUACAUUCUGAACAUUUCAUAAAAUUCAACCUGAACUUGAACAGACAGCAGUGCUUGAAAAGCUUUGGAAAUUCAUUACCAAAACUUAUUUUACAAACGGCUAUCAAUAACUUUGGCCAUUUAUUCGAAUUUGACGAUAAAUUGAAGCACAGACCUUCAUCAAAAGAGUGGCUAAUGUAUGUAAGACUACCGGACAAAUACGAAGAAGUAUUCAGAAAAAAAGACAACACUAAUCACCCUACUUCUAAGAAGGUCUCAUACUUUCUCCAACAAUUCACAUCAGAUGAGUUUUUGAAAUCAAAGAGUAAUUUAAUAUUUUCUAUAGGAAAUGAAAAAGUGAAGAUAGAAAUAUAUAAUGAUAGCUUCACUAAUCCUCUACUCAAGUUGUCAAGUGCGAACAUUAAAAUAUUAUCAAAUAUGAGGAAUUUCUUAUCAGACUUGAUUUACUGUGUAUUCGCCAAUUUCGCUCCUGGAAACGAGUUCAUCAACCUGUCUUCUUAUGCUACUAUUGAAGUUAGUAUCAAUUUGCAACUGAACUUUUAUUUUUUAGUUUUAUGGGAUAUACUUCGGGUAGCUGAUGGAUCGCCUGAUGGUAAGCAAGGGCGGCUGCGGAGUUACGGCCUUUAA